AUGCCUAGCACAUGCAAUGUGCUUAUGUGUGAUCAUUAUCUACAAGCGACAACAUUGCAAAAUAUUGGAACCCCAAUAUUCCAACCCCCAGAGUUUUUGAGGCUAUCUUACGAAGAUAUCUUGAAUGCCACAAAUGGAUUCUCACAUACGAAUCUAGUUGGUGCAGGUAGAUUUGGAUCUGUGUAUAAAGGAACUAUGAAUGAUGAUGAUGAGCAGACAGAUGUGGCAGUCAAGGUUCUUAAUCUAAACGUAAGAGGAGCUUGUCAGAGUUUGUCAUUAUCAGAAUGCAAUGCAUUGAGAGGCAUACGUCACAGAAACUUGCUCAAGAUUGUGAGUGUAUGUGACAGCACUGAUUUUCAAGGGAAUGAUUUUAAGGCAUUGGUGUAUGAAUUUAUGGCCCACGGAAGCCUUGAGAAUUGGCUGCAUUGCAUUCCUGUGAAUGAAGGGUUUAGAGCUCUAAGUGCAAUUCAGAGACUGAAUAUUGCAAUUGAUAUUGCAUGUGCAGGUGAGUACUUGCAUUGUGGUACUGACUCAAUUGUCAUUCAUGGAGAUUUGAAGCCGAGUAACAUUCUCUUGGAUCUAGACUUGGUCGCCCACGCUGGCGAUUUCGGAUUAGCCAAAAUCAUCUCAAGCAUUUCACAUAACAUGUCAUCCACAGAAGGAAGCCGUUCAUCUGCAAUAAAGGGUACCAUAGGCUACAUCGCUCCAGAAUAUGGCAUGAAUGAUGUUUUGUCAACUCAAGGGGACGUAUACAGCUACGGAAUUCUUCUGCUUGAGUUGUUCACAAACAGAAGACCCACCUGUGAUGCCUUUGAGGGGUACCAAAAUCUCCAGGAGUUCGUCACCAAUGCUUUACCAAACCGUGUAUUUCAAGUGGUGGAUCCGUUUCUACAUCAACAAGUGAAUGAAGAUGACAAGUAUUAG
This is a messenger RNA of Salvia splendens (bonfire salvia), 924 nucleotides long. RefSeq names its product probable LRR receptor-like serine/threonine-protein kinase At3g47570. Gene Ontology annotation, biological process: protein phosphorylation. The coding region runs from base 1 to 924 and encodes 307 amino acids. The transcript has 2 exons. The record is from RefSeq and is a predicted model, not a curated record. Lineage: Eukaryota; Viridiplantae; Streptophyta; Magnoliopsida; Lamiales; Lamiaceae. Gene Ontology annotation, molecular function: protein kinase activity; ATP binding.